AUGGCAUCGAUUGAUAGGCUGAGCAGCUUGCCGGAGGGCAUCAUAUGCCACAUUCUCUCUUUUCUCCCGACAAAGCGCUCAGUGGCGACCAGUGUUCUCGGAAAAAGAUGGAGGUUUUUAUGGGCCCAUGUACCCUGUUUGGAGUUCAGUGGAUACGAUUUCAGGAAAGAAGAUUUUGGGGAAGAAGAAACUCAAUCCUGGGACGAUUUCAUGAAAGAAGCAACACAAGCCUCGAACAUCAUCCAUGGGAUUAUAUUGCGGCACAAGGCAAAAAGAAUGGAUUCUUUAACACUCGAUCACGUCUACUGCGACGAGGAUCAACUCGAGACAUGGAUAAAGACCGCCAUCGACCGUGGUGUCCGGAAUCUUCAUCUUGAACUUGACUUUGAUACAAUCCCUCAAUCCCUCUUCAAUUGCAAAACCAUUGUCGACUUGAAGCUUGAUAAGAUUAGAAUGUCACUCUCUGAUGUGGGCAAUGUCUCUCUGCCUAGCCUCAAGAAGUUUUAUGUUUACAAUCUGAUAAGCGAGAAUGAUGAUGUGCUUCCUCGCUUUCUUUCCGGUUGUCCGUCACUCGAGGAGUUGAAUAUGGUAUUCACUUUCAGGGAGGAAAAUGAUUAUGUUGGCUGCAAAAACAUAUCAUCACCCAAGCUAAAGACGCUUAAGCUCAAUCUUGUCGAUUUGUUUUGUCCAUGGCAACCUGAAUAUAGAAUGAUAAUAAAUGCCCCGGCCCUUAGGUAUCUCCAAGUGCAUGGCUAUGACUUGGAGUGUAUAACAAUUCCUAUAACCAUGAUCUCCUUAGUUGAGGCGGAUAUCCGCUUAGCAAAUUAUUGGCUCUCAAAUCUCAAAACGACGGUGGUGAAGUUUUUUCAUUCUCUAUGUUAUGUUAAGUGCCUAAAAAUAUCAUGUUGGAAAUUUGGGGAGUGUCACAUUCACUCCCCCCACCGUUCGUGUCUCCACCCUCUCCCCCGACAUCGGCCUCUCUGGGUCCCCCGGUCUCGCAGGCACCCUCUCCGGGUCCUCCGACGGGACUCUAAGAGUGGAGAUUCUGAAAACUCCAGUGAGUACGACUUCAUCUAUGGACAAGAUGUUUUCACCGACUUGAAUUCCGGCAGCUCGAGGGGAGUAAGGGCAUGGCUUUUUCAGAAGGAGGGGUCAUACGAGGUGGUUGAGAAGGAUAAAGCGGUAGUGGUGUUGGCGGAUGAUUGGGUUGAAAACCUUCAUUUGAACAAGCUUCCCGCCAACAUUAGGUUUAAUGUCGUGGAGACGAGAAUUGGAUCUCGGUGGUGGGACUUCUCCUCCACCGAGAUGAUGCUGCUUUGA
This is a messenger RNA of Striga hermonthica, 1320 nucleotides long. Lineage: Eukaryota; Viridiplantae; Streptophyta; Magnoliopsida; Lamiales; Orobanchaceae. The record is from the annotation of a GenBank genome assembly.